AGGGCCGCGCAGGUUUCACUUCGCUCCGCGCAGUCGCUGGGUCUCAAGCUCGUGGUAUCGCUGCGCUCCGCACCGCCGCCACCGCCGCCACCGCCGCGGGAUGCCUGCAGCCAGCCUGUGAGCCUUGCCCCAUUGGAGUCAGAACCGCCUCGGGCAGCUCGGUUCGCGUCGCUCCCACGUCUUCCACCUCGGCACCCUUCCCUUGGCUCUUGUGCCCCCAAUGUCUGACUCUGAUUCUCGGACUGAGAAACGCAAGAAAAAAAGACCAAAUGGCAAAGCAACCUUCCGAUGUAAGUUCUGAGUGUGACAGAGAAGGUGGACAAUUGCAGCCUGCAGAGAGGCCUCCCCAGCUCAGGCCUGGGGCCCCUACCUCCCUUCAGACAGAGCCUCAAGGUAAUCCCGAAGGCGAAGGGGACCGCUGCCCCCACGGCAGCCCUCAGGGCCCGCUGGCCCCACCGGCCAGCCCUGGCCCUUUUGCUACCAGAUCCCCGCUUUUCAUCUUUGUGAGAAGAUCUUCCCUGCUGUCUCGAUCCUCCAGUGGGUAUUUCUCUUUUGACACAGACAGGAGCCCGGCACCCAUGAGUUGUGACAAAUCAACACAAACCCCAAGCCCUCCUUGCCAGGCCUUCAACCAUUAUCUGAGUGCAAUGGCCUCUAUGCGGCAGUCUCAGGCAGAACCUGCAGACACGCGCCCGGAGAUCUGGAUCGCGCAGGAGCUGCGGCGGAUCGGAGACGAGUUCAACGUGUACUACCCGCGGCGGAUGGAUCACAGCUGCCAGAAAUUCGCCGCGGAGGGCAUCUGGGACGUGGACGCGUGUGCAGGGUACUUUUUAAUAAUUACCAAGCAGAAGACCACCCCCCGAUGGUCAUCUUGCGCCUGUUGCGUUACAUCAUCCGCCUGGUGUGGAGGAUGCACUGACAGAGUCUCCCGGGUCGGACACACGCAGGCCCUUCGCUCCCGCCGGGGCCAAGCCCAGCCCACGCCCGCAGCCCCUGCUCUGCAGCCAGUGCUUCCCCAGCGUGGAGGGCGGCCAGCGGCAGCACAGAAGACCCUGCGUCCGGUGGACUUGACCUUGCCGUCCACCGCGCCGUGCCCGCUGGAAGUCGCUGCGAAUGUAAAUGGGGAGGAUUCCUUGAGACGCGGGAACUGGUCCGGAGCGCGAUCCUCUGGAGAAGGGCGUUUCCUCGCGGGCUUCCCACCUCCUGGAGCAAGAGCAGGUUUUUUUCACAAAGGCGAUGGAAACUUUGUAACCAGCUUGUGAUGAUUUUGUACUAAGAGGUGGAGCCCAUGCCCUAUCUCAGAGGAUCGCCCACGCCCUGCCGUGGAACUGAGCCAGCUAGUGCUAAGGCUGCCUUAGUUUAUUUUCAGAGAUUCUAGACAGAAGUCUUUAACAGGGAGGGUUGUGAUGGUGCUCCCCCCACCGCUGUGUCUUUGAGCUUUUUUGAGUUGUUGUUAAUACCAAAAGUGAAGAAAUGGAACUGGUCAGGGGCACGCACGUGGCGCCUCCUGCCCUGCACACUGUUUACCUCCCUAGCCUCCGCGGCCUCCGUGGCAGCUCCCGACUGUCCUUCCUGCUCCCCGGCGAGGCCGCUCCAGGGGUCUGGGUGCUGGUGCGUGGGCGUGGGGUGGACGUCCUCGCGAUAGCAGGAGUGGUCACCGGGCAUCUCACGCCUUCGCUGGUCUCUGACUGGCGAGCUGGGGCGUGCCACGUGGGUCCCCUGGCCCACAGGGACUUGUCCCGGGGUGUUCUGAAGAGGGAGCGCCAUGCCGUGGCCACAGGCACACUUGGCAUCGGCCCUUGGGGGCCACAUGCUGAUGGCCACCAGCCCAGCUGCAGCCCUGCCUGCUGGCCCCUCCCGGGAGUCCACAUAGACACCUGGGGCUCCCUAUCCUCCUGGGGUGUGACGCCUGCCCCGAUCCUGCUCCUCUCAGCCCACGUUGGAAGGGCAGCUUGUUCUGCCUUCACCGGUACCCUGGGGCAGGGUCCAGCCUGUCCCUUGAGCCUUCCAGAAACU
This is a messenger RNA of Sciurus carolinensis (gray squirrel), 2016 nucleotides long. It is a transcript of the gene Bcl2l11, whose product is annotated as BCL2 like 11. Lineage: Eukaryota; Metazoa; Chordata; Mammalia; Rodentia; Sciuridae. The transcript has 5 exons. The record is from RefSeq and is a predicted model, not a curated record. The coding region runs from base 270 to 1262 and encodes 330 amino acids. Gene Ontology annotation, biological process: meiosis I.